Episyrphus balteatus (marmalade hoverfly) is the source of this 2456-nucleotide messenger RNA. It is a transcript of the gene DNAlig3, whose product is annotated as DNA ligase 3. NCBI's taxonomy places the organism in Eukaryota, Metazoa, Arthropoda, Insecta, Diptera, Syrphidae. Gene Ontology annotation, cellular component: DNA ligase III-XRCC1 complex. The record is from RefSeq and is a predicted model, not a curated record. The annotation marks the transcript as partial. Gene Ontology annotation, biological process: DNA recombination; DNA biosynthetic process; lagging strand elongation. The transcript is spliced from 10 exons. Gene Ontology annotation, molecular function: DNA binding; DNA ligase (ATP) activity; ATP binding.
UUUGUAUACAAAUCAAUUUUUUUGAACCAAAAAAUGUCUGCAUCCAAAGAUAAUUUAUUAGAAACUUUUAUAAAAAUCUGUGAUAAAGUUGCAAGUGUUUCAAGUUACAUUAGUAAAUCAAAUGUUUUACAGGAAUUUUUUCAAAAGGGCUCCAGUGGCAAAGGCUUUAAAGGAGAUAUCCAUUUGUGGGUACAUACGCUCCUGCCAAUGGCAAGUCAAAGAGUUUAUAAUUUACAAAAUAAACAAAUUAUUAAACUCUUCUCGAGAAUAUUUCGUACGAAUGAAAAAGAUAUGCUAAUUGAUUUGGAACAAGGUGAUGUUUCUGAAACGAUUCGUAAAUACUUUGAAUCAUCCAAAGGAAUCUCGCCGAGUGCUAAAAGUACAUUAACUUUGGCACAAGUUGAAGAAACUCUUAUCAAUUUAACUAAUUCAGGAAAAGAAGAUUAUCAAAUUGAUAUUUUCAGUAAACUAUGUAAAAAGGCAACACCUGAAGAUUUAAAAAUGUUAAUCCGCCUCAUUAAACAAGAUUUAAAGAUAAAUGCCAAAGCAAGGCACGUAUUAGAUGCUUUUGGCCCAGAUGCUUACCCAGCAUACCAGUCCUCACGUGAUCUUGAUGCUGUUGUCGAUCAGUUUGCUUCUAAAACUGCAGCCAAAAGUCCAUUAAAAGGCAAAAAGACUGCUGGUGGUUCCGUAAAUGUUCAAAUCAUGACACCCAUAAGUCCAAUGCUUGCAAGUGCCUGCAACUCAGUAGAUACAGCUUUCAAAAAGAACCCUGGUGGUCUUUACAGUGAAAUAAAAUACGAUGGGGAACGUGUUCAGAUUCACAAACAAGGCAACGAAUAUCGUUUCUUUUCGAGAAAUUUAAAACCUGUGAUGGAUCAUAAAGUUCGCAGAUUUAAAGAAAUUAUUCCAAAGGCCUUUCCAACUGCGUCGGAUAUGAUAAUUGAUUCAGAAAUUAUUAUGGUCGACACGGAUACCGGUGAAUUGCUACCCUUUGGAACCUUAGGAGUUCACAAGAAACAGGAACACACUAACUCAGCAGUGUGUCUAUUCAUCUUUGACUGCAUUUAUUUUAAUGGAAAAGAUUUACAAAAUGUGACCUUUCGGGAAAGAAGAAAAAUUCUUGAAGCCAAUCUUACUCCGAUUAAGUCUUACGUUCAAUUGUCUGAAAGUCAUUUUCUAUCAACAAAGCAGGAAUUGGCUUUAAUGACAGCAAAGGUCUUAAAAGCUGGCAUGGAAGGUAUUGUACUAAAAAGUCCAAACGGACUUUAUGAACCGGGAAAACGAAAAUGGCUAAAAGUGAAAAAAGAUUACCUUUUCGAAGGUAAAAUGGCAGACACUGCUGAUUUGGUUGUUCUUGGUGGCUGGUUUGGUUCUGGAAAGAAAGGUGGCAUGCUUAGUAUUUACCUGAUGGGUUGUUUGGACAAGAAAACUAAUCUGUGGAAAACAGUAACAAAAGUACAUUCAGGUCUUGACGAUGCUACCAUGGAAGAGAUCCAUGACAAACUUAUGCCUCAAAUGGAACGUAGUGAUUUUAAAAAUCUACCACCAUGGUUUGUUUGUAACAAACCAUUAGUUCCAGAUUACAUUGCCAAAUCUCCAAAUAAAAUGCCAGUUUGGGAAAUAACUGGAGCUGAAUUUACAAGCUCCAAUGCACAUACCGCAAAUGGAAUUUCCAUACGUUUCCCGAGAAUAACAAAACUUCGAAAUGAUAAGUCACCAAAAGAAGCAACAAGUUUGCAUGAGUUGCAGAAUUUGGUUACUGCCUCUAAGAAUAAUGUUAAUGUUGAUUUGCUUCUUAAAAGCUGUGAUGAUGAAGCAGAUGAUAUUGAUAUUAAAACAAGUAUGGCAGGAAGUCCAAUUAAGAAUGUUAAAGUUGAGAAAACUAAAACAUCUCCAAAAGAUCGAGUUUCGACUCCAAUUAAAAAAGAUAAACCUUCGUUGAAAAGAGAAAAUUCUGACGAAGAAGAUGAUGACAAAUCUGAGAUCAAAAAAGAGAAGUUGGAUAGUUCGGAGGAAGAAUCAAAAGCAAGUCCAAUUAAAAAGGGAAGACCAACAGUUAAAAGAGAAAAUUCUGAUGAAUGUGAAGAUGAUUUCCUACCUCUGAAAAAGCAGAAAAAAGCGGGGGUAUUUUUUGGGUACACGGCAUAUUUCCAAGCUGAAAAGGGUUCAAAGUUGCGUGAUUAUCUUAAGAAAUUCGAAGAACAUGGAGGAAGUAUUACUUUAAAUAAGAGGAAAGCAAAUAUUGUUUUGUAUGAAGACGAAAAGUUUGUGGAAACGAUAACCCAGAGCAGACUAAAUUACAGUAAAGAUUGUCGGCAUAUAACUAUUCAAUGGAUGAUGGAUUGCAUGAAUGACAACGUUGUCAAACCGAUUCCUGAGUAUGCUGUUUCAAUUAAAUGUUAAUUUGAAAGUUUUAUUUAAAUUGUAUAUACAUAACCAAAUUUACAAUAAGA